Sitodiplosis mosellana (orange wheat blossom midge) is the source of this 2795-nucleotide messenger RNA. It is a transcript of the gene bdl, whose product is annotated as protein borderless. Gene Ontology annotation, cellular component: plasma membrane; axon. Lineage: Eukaryota; Metazoa; Arthropoda; Insecta; Diptera; Cecidomyiidae. Gene Ontology annotation, molecular function: cell-cell adhesion mediator activity. Gene Ontology annotation, biological process: dendrite self-avoidance; axon guidance; homophilic cell-cell adhesion. The coding region runs from base 232 to 2307 and encodes 691 amino acids. The record is from RefSeq and is a predicted model, not a curated record. The transcript is spliced from 11 exons.
AACGAAUUUGCCUUUCAAUUUAGGCACAUUACCAAAGUCACUUUAAACAGUUGCUCAGUUGCGAUUUAAUUUCCGCGAUGGAACGUUUUGUUAUUUAAGACACAGCGCAAUAAUACCAGAAAAAGAACACUAAACAGACUGUAGUUGCGUUAACGUAAAUAAAAACUUGAAAUUUGUCAAAAUUGUUGUGUUCGUUGUGAUGUUAAUCUCCUGAAAGAGGGAAUUUUGCGAAUGGAACUAAGGAUGAGAGCGAUUGCAGCAGCGGUGUUUGCGCUGCAUCUAAUUAGUGUGAUACAGUGUCUUGAUAUAGAUUUGUUGAACAAACAAGCCACAUACGUUGAUGCUAAGGUGGGAUCGUAUGCUGUGUUCAAUUGCCCAUUAGAUUUUCCGCAGGAUAUUGAAAUACCGUACAUUCUUCAUUGGAAUAAAGAGGGUCACAAAGUUUUUGCGUGGUAUGAUGGGAAAUUAUCCGCCGCAGAUUACUAUGUGGGUCGUGUUAAUCUACUGGAUAACUCCUAUGGAUAUGGACGAGCCUCGGUGAAUUUAACGUCAAUACGAGAAACCGACUCGGGAUGGUAUGAAUGUCGUGUCAUCUUCCCAAACCGAACGCCAAGCACUCGCAAUAAUGGCACAUGGUUUCAUUUGGCUGUUGAAAGUGGUUCACUCAUCAAAAUACCACCAAUUAAUCAAACGGUUAUGGAAGGUGAGAUGGCAUAUUUCCAUUGUGUCACCAAAGAACCAGAGCUGUCGCAUGCGACAUGGUACAAAGACGGCAUCGCCAUAUCAGAUUUAGAUGACCUGAGCCAGAGAUCAGUUAUCACUUCAGACGGCAGUCUCACCAUUAAUCCAACGGUCAUGACCGAUUUGGGCGAAUACGUGUGCAUAAUUCGGAGCAUUGAAAAUGAUGAACAAGAAGCCAGAGCCUAUUUGAAUGUACAAUAUAAAGCGAAAGUAAUUUAUGCGCCAAGUGAAGUGUAUCUUCCGUUUGGAAGACCAGCAACUUUAGAUUGUCACUUUCGAUCGAAUCCGCCACUAACGAAUCUUCGAUGGGAGAAAGACGGAUUUUUAUUUGAUCCUUACAAUGUUCAAGGAGUGUUCUAUCGCCGAAAUGGAAGUAUUUUCUUCAAUUUAGUAGAUGAAACGCAUGCCGGUCGUUAUUCUUGCACACCAUACAAUGAUCUAGGCACUGAAGGACCAUCACCAUUAAUUCGUGUCUUCGUACAACGUCCGCCUGUGUUCACCUUAAAGCCAAAACCAAUUUAUGUGCACAAAUUAGGUGACACGGCUACAUUUCAAUGUGAUGCGACAGAUCAAGAUGGUCAACAUCGUCCCAUUGUUCAAUGGCGUCGCAAAGAUGGGCUACCACUCCCAUUUAGCCGUACAACCAUUGAAGGUAUCAAUUUCGCAAUAGAAAAUAUCAACGAAACGGAUCGUGGCAUUUACGAGUGCAUUGCAACGAACGAAGCAGCCACCGUAACGGUUGAUUCAGAGUUGUUGAUAGAAAAUGUUGCACCACGUCCACCAUACAAUCUUACGGCUAAUAGCACCGACACAGCAAUUACUUUAUUUUGGGAACCAGGCUAUAUUCGACCAUACUUGGAGUAUGUUGUGUGGUAUAGAUUGAGUGAUGCAACUGAAUGGCGAACCCUACGAAUGCUAACAAGACCGCCCGUUCGAAGCUACGAAAAUUUCAAUAAUCAAAAUAUGCAAGCAACCAUUACGAAUUUGGAACCGGGCCGAGAAUACGAAUUUAUGGUAUUGAGCACUGAUAGGUUUGGCGACGGAAUGUUCAGCAAAACCUUUAGAUAUUUCACCAAAGCUUCCGAGUACUUUACUGAUUCGCCGGAUCAGCUAAACGAGCCAGUAAUGCAUUUUGCACAAGUUGGGCCGCCGAAGAAUGUUACGGUUCAGCAAACUGAUGUGGGUGAUGAGUUUAUUGUAUCGUGGUAUCCGCCCGAUUACGGUAUCGAAACGUUGCGAGUGUAUGUGGUACGAUGGUACCGUGAGCCUGGUCAUCAUCUAAUGGGAAAAGCCGAAACACGCGAUACUUACUACAAAGUGCGAUACCUAAUGGAGAACGAAUUGUACAGCUUCCAAGUAUUUUCGCUGUCGACAACUGACUACCAGGCUGGCAGCAAUGAAUACGAUAUCCGUGUUCCACCGUAUCGUAUCAAAAUGCGUCUUGUUGCAAUAAUAAUUACGCUGAUCAUACUAUCAAUGCUAGUCUUUGCUGCAAUUUAUAUCUUCCUAAAGAAACGAUGCUUUGACCCGUACCCAGAUAACGAUGAAAAAUUGCAAAGACCAUGAAACAAAAGUCUAAUGUGCAACAAUGUUGAACAAAGAAAAAUUGUUGUAGUCUUAAUUAGUUGAUAGAAACCAUUUCGUGUGUGCAUUUUUCCCCGUCUAAUCCAACAAGCAAAAAGUAAAAAUAGAAGGAAAUAGAAGAAUUCGAAAUCAGAACGAACGAACGAACAAACGAAAGCCAAAUCAUGCACAAGCACGCAAAUCUCCUGACACCAUUCUUCUGUUUGGCCUGCACACAGAGAGCAUUUCACUUUUGCAUUUACCAAAGCAAUUUACAAUUUGUGUUAAAUACCGUUUUAAUUAUUUGUUUUUUUUUUAUUGUUUAAUUCGCUUUAAUUGUUUAUGUCUCCGACUUCAAUUAUCACAUUAAGUAAGUUGAUUCUUUUUUUCUUUGUAUGAGGAAAGAAACAAAAAGAAUCAAACCAAAGGAUAAACAAAAUGUCUUUUCAUAUAUAUUUGCUGAAUCUCAAAUAAAGAACUUUGUAAAUAAA